UUCUGUAAUUGUUACUGGUGCUUUUCCUUGUCUUGUAGCUUCCUGCUUACCGAAAGAUGUCAGCAAUUGGAAUAGUGUCCUCCUGUUCCUGUCUCCAUCCUGCUGUAUGGCUGCUGAAACCAGGAAUGCACAAGAUGAGCUCCUUUGGUUUACACACAGCAGCCAGAUGUGCUGCCAAGGAUUAUUAUGAAGUACUUGUGCUGGGUGGAGGCACAGGCGGAAUUGCCAUGAGUGCUCGGAUGAAGAGGAAAGUAGGGGCAGGAAAUGUGGCUGUUGUUGAGCCAAGUAAGACACAUUACUAUCAGCCACUGUGGACCCUGGUUGGUGGUGGUGCAAAGCAGCUGGCAACCUCUGCGCGUUCAACAGAAAGUGUUGUGCCUAAAGGUGUUGAGUGGAUCAAAUCUCGAGUUACAGCACUGGAUCCAGAUAAGAACUGUGUCUGGCUGGAGAAUGAUAUCAAGAUCUCUUACAAGUAUCUGAUAAUUGCCCUUGGGAUCAGUCUGCAAUAUGAAAAGAUAAAAGGCUUGCCUGAGGGGUUUGAUCAUCCUAAAAUAGGUUCCAAUUAUUCAGUUCAUACGGUAGAGAAAACAUGGAAAGCUAUACAAGAGUUCAAGGAAGGAAAUGCUAUCUUCACUUUUCCAAAUACUCCAGUGAAGUGUGCAGGAGCUCCUCAGAAGAUCAUGUAUUUAUCUGAAGCCUACUGGAGGAAAACAGGAAAACAUUCCAAAGCAAACAUCAUGUUCAACACUUCACUUGGUGUUAUAUUUGGUGUUAAGAAGUAUGCCGAUGCAUUGCUUGAAAUAAUAAAGGAGAGGAAUAUUACUGUUAACUAUAAGUACAACCUGGUAGAAGUUCGAGCAGACAAGCAAGAAGCUGUGUUUGAAAACUUGGACAAACCUGGAGUGACUGAAGUUCAUCAGUAUGAAAUGCUUCAUGUCACACCUCCAAUGGGGCCACCUGAUGUACUCAUCAAUAGUCCUGUGUCAGAUGGAAGUGGCUGGGUGGACGUAGAUAAGGAAACCCUACAACAUAAGAAGUAUUCUAAUGUAUUUGGUAUUGGAGACUGCACCAACCUUCCAACGUCAAAAACUGCUGCAGCUGUAGCUGCCCAGUCUGGUGUGCUUGAUCAAACUAUUUCGCUGGUAAUGAAGAACCAGUUGCCAGCUAAAAAGUAUGAUGGAUAUACCUCCUGCCCACUAGUAACAGGCUACAACAAGGUGAUUCUAGCAGAAUUUGACUAUGAUGCUCAGCCUUUGGAGACCUUUCCCAUUGACCAGAGUAAGGAGAGGGUUACCAUGUACCACAUGAAAGCUGAUAUGAUGCCUCUUCUCUACUGGAACGCAUUACUUAAGGGAUACUGGGGAGGACCAGCUCCUGUCAGGAAGCUAAUGCAUCUAGGCUUUAAGUAGCUGCUUGGUUCCAUAUUUGAAUGACAAGUCUCACAAAGGCUGACAGUCUAUCUUCCCCCUUGG
Dryobates pubescens (Downy woodpecker) is the source of this 1472-nucleotide messenger RNA. RefSeq names its product sulfide quinone oxidoreductase (gene SQOR). The record is from RefSeq and is a predicted model, not a curated record. The transcript is spliced from 9 exons. NCBI's taxonomy places the organism in Eukaryota, Metazoa, Chordata, Aves, Piciformes, Picidae. Gene Ontology annotation, molecular function: FAD binding; sulfide:quinone oxidoreductase activity. Bases 57 to 1409 code for a protein of 450 amino acids. Gene Ontology annotation, cellular component: mitochondrion.